Molecule: messenger RNA, 1220 nt
Organism: Leptomonas pyrrhocoris
Lineage: Eukaryota; Euglenozoa; Kinetoplastea; Trypanosomatida; Trypanosomatidae
Exons: 1
Coding region: 276-1220 (314 amino acids)
Source: RefSeq, a predicted model, not a curated record
GCUAUAGGGACUUCCAAGUUACCUUCAUUGUACGCUCUAACACGUAGACGUGCCACAGAGCAGUGGCGUCUACCGACACAAACAUACAUACCUAGAUGAACACAAUACGAAAAGCCUUUAAAAAAAGGGAUCGGUUUCGUGAGUACCGCAAAACUUUUUUUUUCUCUUUUCUUUAAUUGCGCUGUGCGGGACUUUCUCAUUCCAGUAAGAUCUGUUCCUUCUUCCUCAGGAGCGCGAAGUAACAACGACGGCAAAAAUACUAGUAAGGGUGAACAAUGCAACCCAAGCUCGACGGCUCGACUCCGUCUCCGCACGCCGACAUAGCGGCCGCGUCCCAAGAGCCACAGCAGGACGUCGACAUCGACCCGCCCUCGGCGACAUCGACGCACCCCACAUCUCCCCAUGAAAUCCCACACGCGACACCCUCCGCAGCCGUCGCCGCGCCUGAGGUGGACGAUUUGGAACACCAAUCAAAGGAGUUUCUCCUGCAGCGCGUGCGAGCGCUGGAGCGCCAACUUACGAUUCGCAACAGCGACUGCGCGCGUCUGCUGGCGGAUCGGCAGCAACUGCUGCAGGCGCGGGAGAAGUGUGCAUCGCAGAGGGAGACGAUACUCGCCCUGCAGGGGCAGCUCGAUCUGGCGCGUGCCCAACGAGAGUCCGCCGUGGACGCGAUGGAGACGAUGAAGCGGCGUCAGCGCGAUCAGGAGCACCGCGACCGCAUCGGCAACGCCGAGCGAGCCAUGUACGGCCGCCCACAAAGCGUUGCCGGUGCCCCUCCUCCCCCUUCGAAUCCUCCUUUCUCUUCCCCACCUGCCACCAGCAGCAGCGGCGGCAGUGGCAGCACCGGCGCAAAACCAUCGGUGGCGACGCCCAACAUCGGCCGCCGCAACCCCGGCGGCACGGUGGUGAACACCGCGGCGGGUCCACAGCUUUUGUAUGACAGCUCAGACAUUUCCUCCGUGGGCUUCACCAAGAAUGCGCGGCUGCCCUACGACUUUCUCGGGGGUCCGGGGGCCCAGCAGCAGUACCUCGCCCGGUACAGUGGUGAGGGGGAUGUGCCAGACGGAGGUCACAACGAGUCGGAGGACGCGCAGGUGCGCCGCGUGAUUAAUGCCGCGAAGGAUCAGGCUGACUUGGAGGCGAAAUAUGCGGAGAUGGAGGACAAGGAGGAGGAGGCGUUGAUGGCACGUAUCAAGGCGCUGCGGGAGGGACGCAAAUAG